AUGAUUUCAGGUCUCAUUGUCUACCCCAGUCUUGGCGGCUACGUUCUAAUAGCCAAGAAAUGCGGGGAAGCUUGGCCAUUGAAGGGCCAUGACCCAGCUUUAUUGACUAUGCCGGUCGAUCUAUUGGGUUGGCUAGCAAUGGGCUAUGCCAAGGUGAGCUUGUUGACAGACAUCCAGUCAGAGCACGAUAUGUUGCGGAAAGCACGGACGACCACCGCGGGUGGGCAUGCGGGGUGGAUGUUUACUCCAACAGAGCAAUGA
Messenger RNA from Penicillium coprophilum, 261 nucleotides. RefSeq lists its product as uncharacterized. Bases 1 to 261 code for a protein of 86 amino acids. The record is from RefSeq and is a predicted model, not a curated record. The transcript has a single exon. Lineage: Eukaryota; Fungi; Ascomycota; Eurotiomycetes; Eurotiales; Aspergillaceae.